This is a messenger RNA of Cetraspora pellucida, 339 nucleotides long. The record is from the annotation of a GenBank genome assembly. NCBI's taxonomy places the organism in Eukaryota, Fungi, Glomeromycota, Glomeromycetes, Diversisporales, Gigasporaceae.
CCUGUACAAGUAGAAGGCAAUAAUUCAGGUUCACUAGAAUAUAUCAACAAAAGCAACCCUAGCUGGAAUAAACAAGUAGUUCAAGAAACUAAAGAACUCAAGGAAAUAACAAAUACAUAUAAGGAAGAACUUAAAGAAAAUAGAACAUAUAUGACAAAAGAAAAAAUCUCAUUGGUAGAAAAAAGUGACAACAACAUAGUAACACUUGUAGAACAAGACAACAAUACUUUCACACAUAAUGAAGAAGUUAUUGAAGUAUAUAUAACAAAGAUAACAACUAAACAACAACAUGUGACAAAGAGGUUUCCAAGACUAGUACAAGUAACAAAGACAACAUGA